This is a messenger RNA of Syzygium oleosum, 1264 nucleotides long. Its product is annotated as hypersensitive-induced response protein 1. The coding region runs from base 156 to 1013 and encodes 285 amino acids. NCBI's taxonomy places the organism in Eukaryota, Viridiplantae, Streptophyta, Magnoliopsida, Myrtales, Myrtaceae. The record is from RefSeq and is a predicted model, not a curated record. The transcript has 6 exons.
UCAUAUGUUUCGCGUUACUAUCCUUUUGAAGUCUGUAUACGCUACCCCCCCCUCCCCAUAUAAGGACUUAGAAUUGUCUGGGGCUCUUUCAAGAAGGCGAUUUUUUUUCAUGAGUGGUAGAUUUUAGUGUUUGUGGUGUCUUCCAGAACGGAGAAAUGGGACAAGCGUUGGGAUGUAUUCAGGUGGACCAGUCAACUGUAGCUGUUAAGGAAACUUUUGGCAAGUUUGAUGAUGUGCUGGAGCCUGGAUGCCACUGUUUGCCCUGGUGCUUGGGGAGCCAGGUGGCUGGUCACCUCUCUUUACGCGUACAGCAGCUGGAUGUCCGGUGCGAAACAAAGACAAAGGAUAAUGUCUUCGUCACGGUAGUUGCUUCCAUCCAAUAUCGAGCACUGGCAGAAAAGGCGUCCGAUGCUUUCUAUAGGCUCAGCAACACCAGGGCGCAGAUUCAAGCCUAUGUCUUUGAUGUCAUUCGUGCAAGCGUUCCCAAGCUGGAGCUUGAUUCGACAUUUGAACAGAAGAAUGAAAUAGCAAAAGCUGUAGAGGAUGAACUUGAGAAGGCUAUGUCAGCUUAUGGAUAUGAGAUUGUUCAGACUCUCAUUGUAGAUAUUGAACCAGAUGAGCAUGUGAAGCGAGCAAUGAAUGAGAUAAAUGCAGCUGCGAGGUUGAGAGUGGCCGCAAAUGAGAAAGCUGAAGCAGAGAAGAUUCUGCAGAUCAAGCGAGCUGAGGGAGAUGCAGAGUCCAAAUACUUGGCUGGACUAGGGAUAGCAAGGCAGAGGCAGGCUAUCGUGGAUGGGCUGAGGGACAGUGUGCUGGCAUUCUCCGAGAAUGUUCCAGGAACAACGUCAAAGGAUGUCAUGGAUAUGGUCCUGGUCACCCAAUACUUCGACACGAUGAAGGAAAUCGGUGCAUCCUCGAAAUCCAGCUCUGUUUUCAUCCCACAUGGUCCUGGCGCUGUGAGAGAUGUCGCAACCCAGAUCAGGGAGGGUCUCCUUCAGGCGCAUGCUGCGCAGUAAGUCGAGUAUAUAUAUGGGGCCGUGGUUUCACUUUCGCCUGGCUGUUAAUAUGAUGGUAAAUGAGCGCUUGGUGAUGUAUUGUCUUGGAAAAAAAAAAAAAACUUAGAAGGAUGUGAACUGUCGUCCAAAUAAGGAGUUAAUAGGAUGUUGAUACCGUAAAGUCCUAUCUGGUUAUCGUUUGAGGAGGAGACGAUUUGUAUUACAUAUUUUCCAGUAUUAUGAAAAUGUGGGUGCAAAUAUUAAGAAUGUAA